Cloeon dipterum is the source of this 1130-nucleotide messenger RNA. RefSeq names its product SIN3-associated polypeptide 30 (gene Sap30). Gene Ontology annotation, biological process: regulation of DNA-templated transcription. Bases 169 to 687 code for a protein of 172 amino acids. Gene Ontology annotation, cellular component: histone deacetylase complex. The transcript has 4 exons. NCBI's taxonomy places the organism in Eukaryota, Metazoa, Arthropoda, Insecta, Ephemeroptera, Baetidae. Gene Ontology annotation, molecular function: transcription coregulator activity; protein binding. The record is from RefSeq and is a predicted model, not a curated record.
CGGAAAAGAAAGCCAAGUAGCGCGUGUUCGUGCUUAUGCCGCAACUUUCGUCCGAGAUUUGUCUUAUUCCUGUGCAGAAAAAAACGGAUUUAUCAUUGCUACUUGCUCCUUCUGCUAAUUCAGCAGGAUAAUUUCCAUUUUGGAAAGGUUUCCUUGAAGAAAGAGGGCAUGAACAACGGCUGCAGUACUGGGGAGGAGGACUCUCGAGGGCCUUCAAAUCAGUUUUGCUGCCUGAUCGACGAGGGAGAACGAUGCAAUAAGGUGGCCGGAAACGCUUCCUACAGCAAGCGAAUCCAGAAAAUAGUAGCCCAGAGACGGUUAAGGCUACACAUUGACGACACUGCCCGGCACAAUUAUAUUUGUGAAUUCCACAAAACGAUGAUCCAGUGUGCGAGAACAAAGCGGCGGCGCAAAGACUCUGAAGAAGAUUCAAAUGGAACCGACUCUGAAGUACCUGAAGUUGACCUGUCCCAAUUGCAGGUUAACACUCUCCGCAGAUAUAAGCGUCACUUCAAACUGCAGUCCAGACCGGCCCCGAGCAAAUCGCAGCUCGCAGAAAUCCUAAUGAAUCACUUCAAGUCCAUUUCGGUACCGGAAAAAGAGGUCACUACGUUUUUCAUUUACACAGUUAAAUCUAAUGGAAACAAACUCGACCAAAAGAACGGACUCUCAUCUGAACCUGUGUGACUCGCAAAGGGAGAAAAUAAGUGAACCUUAAUUUUAAACGGACUUCUUGACUUAUCCUGUUGAAAUAUAGGCCAAAUUUCAUUUUGUAGCUUUACUGUGUUACUUGCAUUACCGCCUGCAAAGUAAACAUGCCUCACUGUUUUUAUAGAAAUUGUGGAUGCGAAAUCAGCUUUAUGUUAUGAAUCUUUGCGCACCCUAAUGCGUGCCCAGGUUUUUAUAACUUGGAAUCACACCCAGUGUUUGUCAACCCAGCAAUUAUUGUUCUUUAUUUACUUUGUUGCUAUUUUAAUCCUAUUUGACUCGUCAAAGGCAGUGCAUUUGAGACCAAAUUAAUUUUGAAAUAUUUCUGACCUUUUGCUAAUGCACCACCCAUGAUUAAAUUGAUGACAAAUGAAUAGAAAAUAUGAAUAAAUAAUAUAGGAAGUAAUCAAAAAUUCAAAAAA